ACCAGAGAGUCCUGGGGGGAAUGACAAUCACUCCACUAGCUAGUACUUGAAGUGACCGAGGUGAGGCAGCUAGCUUAGGUGUUCAGCUCCCACUCUUCCUCAGUCACUACUCACUGGACGGCACCGAGAGCUUGCUCCGGCCAUGGCCAAGCUCGCCGUGCGGCUCAAGAGCAAGUUCUUCGGCCUCGUGGGCCGUAUCACCGUCUGCGGCCGUGCCGGAAAUAAGGACGCCGCCGCUAACGGUGAUGCCAAGUCAGCGUCCUCCCAGCACGUUGAGAUCAGAUCAAGAGGAGCUGCCCCAGUCCCGUCAGGAGGGUCCAAGUCUCGUAGCAACGAGAUGGACUACUGAUCCUCUGAUCAGGAUUGUUACCAUACCAGUGCACGAAUCACAAGGCUGACGCAGUCUCGAGAUUGAAAACCUUCCUUCUCUAGCUUCUUCCCUUGUGUUUUUCCCCAGUAGUACGUCAUGCAAAAUCUGUUGCUGGUAAUCUGCUCUUUUUGGCCUUCUUUUUGUGUGGUUUUCAUUUUGUAAUUUCCAUAUGUUGCUGUCGGGAUUUUACAAGGUGUGCCGUGUUUGUGUGUUUACUGAAUCUGUACAUGCUUGAUUUUAAUGUUCUUGUAUGAUGGUUGGACUGAAUCUGUAUCAUGCCUCA
Brachypodium distachyon (stiff brome) is the source of this 653-nucleotide messenger RNA. RefSeq lists its product as uncharacterized. The record is from RefSeq and is a predicted model, not a curated record. The coding region runs from base 143 to 349 and encodes 68 amino acids. Lineage: Eukaryota; Viridiplantae; Streptophyta; Magnoliopsida; Poales; Poaceae. The transcript is spliced from 3 exons.